AUGGAUUCUCUGGCGGAAGGAGCGGCUGCCGUCAUAGUGCGCGUGAGCAACUUGCAAGGUGCCUUGCAGGAGUCUCUCUGCUACAUCGAGGUCACCCAUGAGGGAACAAGUUCAGGACAGACCCGCGUAACCAGCACGUGCGACGCCUCGCAGUCUUGGAGCCGCACCCUGACGCUGCCCCUGAACAGCCUCCAGCAGGGUCACCUUAAGGUGUCGGUGUGCCCCGGCGCCCCCCUCGACGAGGAGCGGCUGGCCGAGCUCGCCUUCGGGGGAAAGCUCCCGCCCGCGCCGUUGGGGUUCGUUAGCGUGCCCGUGGCGGACCUAGCGGGGCUUGAGCGAAGCCGACCCUUCACGCUGGAGGCGGAGGGAGGUUCACCCAUCGCGCGGGGUCCUCGCUCCAUUGACCUCGGGUUCACGGUGGUGGAAGACAGCGCCGCCAACGGCAGCGGGGACGGUGGGAAGGAGCCCGCACACUCUUCGGGAAUAUUUUCCACCUCCGACUUCUCCGUGGACCCGCCGCUGCCCGUGCACUCCUCCUCGUCCUCGACGCGGCGGUCUGAACCGCGGGCCCGCUCGAAAGGAGCGGGAGAAUUAAUCGGUGGUGGUGCGGGACCAUUUUUUGGGAGUGGCGGUGCGGUACAGCAGCAGGCGACAUCGCGCUCCCCACGCGCCUCCUACUACGGAGGGGUGGAGCGCGACGGCGGUAGUAGUAUCGCGUCUCGAUCCGGGACCAGCAGUGACAACGGCGGCGGUGGCCUUCUGCGAGUUAGCGGUGGCGGCCGCGUCGGUGCGGAACGGCAAGGGAUGCGGCACGCUGCCCCCGGGUUCGGUUCCUGGGAGAGGGCAACCGAUGACGAAAACGAUCACCGCCCUCCGUCGCAGGCCACGGACGACAGUCUUGAAGGAGGAGAUGAGAGCGAGGCUGAUGAUUUCGGCGUUGCCGCAGCCGUGCUGGUGCAAGACCUCGCCGCUAAGGAGAGGGCAAUGGGCGAGGACGAGAGCGGCAACGAUGGCAGCAGCUUGAGGAGGGCUUCUUCCGGGGUCUCUUCGUCGAGCAGCAGCAGCAGCAGCAGCAGCAACUCCGACUUCUCCUCGGCGUACCCUGUCAACUCCUCCGCGGGCGGCGAUCUGGGGGGGGGUGCGAUGGACACGCCCAGGCGGGAGGCCGCCGCCGUGAGGCUGCAGGCCACCGUCGCUGCGACCGUGGCGGAAGUGGCGGCGGAGACUUACGAUGGCGGCUCCCUGCGGAGCGGGUUUUUCAACUCUUUGGACGACGAUGACGACGACGAUCAGAGCAGUCAUAUCGGGGGCUUGCCGAUGUCGGGGUCAAGAUCCCCCCGGGAGGCCGCUGUGAUCCCGAGGUCUGGUCGCCGGGAGCCCGACACCGACACCGAAAGCCAUCGCCACGGAAACCCUCCGACUCCCCCGGCGGGUAGCACGAGCAGCGAAGGGUUUUUUGCCGGGGGGUUGCCGCUGGCAGGGUCUAGGUCUCCGCCGCCCCUCGCCGCCGGCCGAGGCGCUCCCGGUCGCCGGGACCCCUCCUCCUCCGACGCGGACUCCUCCGGCGUGCCGUCGUCGUUGCUGCCGCUGUCCGCUGGCAACAGAUCGUCGCCCAGGCCGGGGGGAGGGCGGCUGAGGCGGCGGCAGCGACGGCAGCCCGAGGAGCAGGGGCCGGUUCCCGCACCUGCUGGUGUGAUCGGUACUACGGCGGGUACGAACGGCGACGGUUCGUCGAGCGGUCCCCUGGAGGCGUUAUCUUCCUCCCCCCGUGCGCCACGCCCGGCCGGCGGCGGCGGCGAAGGAGGAAGGCGCCAGCGGGACGAGGCAGCAGAAGACACGCUAUCGCGCAACCGGUCCUCGGAGGUGUCCUGGUGGGAGCACGAGAACUCUACCGGCGACGAGGGAGGGUCGGGCGGCGGUGGGAGGCGGGAGGGUGCGGCGGCGGGGGUCGGCAGGGGACGGGAGCCGCUCCGGAACAGGCAGCAGCGGCGCCAGGUACCCCGCCGCCGACAGCCCAAGGCUGCGGCAGCCGCGGUUGUCCCCGCCAGGAAUAACGCCUCCUCCUCCUCCCGCCGGGGCGGCGCCAAGAAUAUGAAGCAGAGGCCGCCGGUGUGGCGAACCGUGUCCGGGGGUCGGUGGGCCGGGGGGACGCAGACGGUUGUUGCGGCGGCGGCGGCGGCGGCGGCGGCGGCUCCUCCAGCGAAGGCGGCGGAGGAGGAAGCCCCGGUGGUGCCCGGCUUGCGAGCCACUCACUUCGCGCCCGGGUUCGUAGGCGUCGCCUGGCCGGACCCUUUCGAGGAGCCGGCGGCCGUGCGGCAGCUGAACGCCGCGCGGGAGCGGGUACUGACGAAGAUCGAGGAGGCUUCGGCGCGCAAGAUUGCGGAGGUCGAGGAGAGGGCUCGGCGAGCCAGGCGCGAGAGGGCGGAGAAGCAAAAGCGCAGAAACACCAUGCUGGAGAAGAAAGUCCGGGGAGAGAUCAAGGACGCCAUGGAAGAACAGGAGCGGCGGCUACGGCGGCAGCUCGAGGCCGCGCAACGGCGACAAGCCGCUGCCGCUGCCGCUGCCGCUGCCGCCGCUGCCGCUGCCGCCAGGUCUCCCCCCGCCGCCGGAGGAACAGCAACAACGGGGGCCGCAACGAUAGGCGCAGCCGCUCGGGAGCGUGCCGAGGCUGUCCGGAGAAGGCGGGCCAUGCUAGAGGCCGACGAGGCUCGAGCCAAGAUCUACGCCUUCAAGCGGCGAGGGGAGCUCCGGACGCAGGCCUUGCUGCGCGGGUGCGCCCGCGGCGGGGCGGCGAGCGAGGAAGAUAUCGCGGCAGCUGCGGAGGCGUUUGAGGCGGCGGCGGGGGUGGGGGCGGGGGCGGGAGUUAAGGUCGCGAAGGGGGCGGUGAUAGCCGGCGGUACCCCUAGGCCGAGGUUUGAGUCGUGGAACGAGCUGCGCCGAUCCAAGGCCGAAGAGAUACGCCUCCAGGGAACCAUGGAAAAGGCUUUCAAGGCCCUGCACGGCGUCGCCGCUCGUCGCCGGGAGAACGCCGUGUACGCCCGGCGCGACCGCGCCCGCGAGAGCAACGCCCGGGCGGAGGAAGGUCACGGGCGCGCUCGCAAGCGCCUCCGCAUGCAGGCGGAGACGGCGGCGGCGAGGGCGGAGGCUCGCGCGAAGGAGGCGGCGGAGGCCGCUGCCGCGGAGGCGGAGGAGGAGGAGGAGGACAGAGCAGUAGCGCGGCGGCUCGAACACCUCGACAGGGUGGCGGCGAGGCUGGAGGAGGCCGGGGCGGAGAUCGAGGCCAACAUCGACCUCCUCGGCCUGGAGCACGGCCGCGCGCCCCGCCGCUCGGCAGCAGCAGCGAGCUACGGUGGUGGCAACGGGGGCCCUCCAGACAUCGUCUACCACGACGCCCGGUGGGGCUCUACGGGUCGAGAAGAAGAAGAAGACCACAGCAUCAGCCGCUUCGUCAACGGCGGGUGGCGGCGGCGGGCACGAAAGAGGAGAGACGGCGGCGGCAAUAGAGUCGGUUCCCCGGUGGCGUUACAGCGCCCCGCCCGCGGCCGGCCGAAGGCGCGCGGAGGAGGAGGAGGAGGAGGAGGGGUCGUCUCCCGCCGCCUUUCCGCGCCGACGGCCCGCCGGGGGGGGGGUCUGAGGCACAGGCGGCGAGGGGCAAGGGAGGAGGCGGCCGCCGCCACGGCCUUGAGCCACGCGCUGAUGACCUUCCUGCCGCGGCGGCGGCGGCGGAGGAGGAGGAGGAGGAACCUGGGCGGCGACCACGAGGUCUGGGCCGGGGACUCUCGUCUAGGAGGGGCGACGAUUAUCGCGACAGUGGCGGUGACAGCUACGGUUACGUUGAAGACAGGGAGAGAGAGGAGGUGGUGGCCGCGCGGUCCGGUGGGAGACGGGGGGCCGAAAGAACGGAAGAAGCAACGCGAACCAGAACAAGAAGGAGGGGCCGCGUCCGGUCUGAAUCUGGCUGUUCUUCCUCCUCCGAUGGCGGCCAUGACAACAGCAGUGGGGCCGGUUUGCUCGGGGAGAUCGCUAGGAGCAGAGAGCGGCACCGCGAGGACCACAGGGAGGCGAUGGAGUCGGUCUCGAGCGACGCGCUGCGGAUGCGCGCGAUCAAGGGACGACCUCUCCGAGGUGCUGCGGCGGCUGAGGGAAGGGGACGCUCAAUCGGCGGAGGCGGCGGCGGCGGCGGCGGCGGCGGGACAACCGCCACCGGCGAGUGUGGCCCAACGGGAGGAUAAGGGCGAGGAAGAGCUGGACGCGGCGUUUCAGAUCCGGCCAAGGGAACGGCAGCAGAAGAAGCCGGAGCAGAGGCCGGAUCUGACCGCCGCUUCCGCCGCCGCCGCCGAUCGGGGGCCCCGCGCUUCGUCUCGGCACCAGGUACCCGGUAGAUCGUCGGGGGCGUCGGCAGCGGCGGCUGGAACGACGGACGCCGCCUCCAUGUCCCUGCAGGUGUCGGCCCUGGACGAUCUUGAGGCUCGCAUCGCUUCCCUGGGCGGGCUGCUGAACUCUUUCUCUACGGAGGAGGACGGGGACGGUUCGCGGCAGCAGCAGCAGCGGCAGCGGCGGCGUGAGCACCGACCGGACGGUGUGUUUUCGUCUCCCGGUGGUACGGAGGAGGAGGAGGAGGAGCCGGGAGGGUUGCUCCCGCCGUCGCCGCCGCGGGGGCGGGAGCGGGGGCGGGAGCGGGGGCGGGAGCGGGAGCGGGAGCGGGAGCGGGAGCGGGAGCGGCCACGAUCGACGAGCCCGGUGCCGUUGACGCUGAUGCGUGUUCGAUCCCCGUGCUCGUCGUCGUCAUCGUCGUCUCCACGGUAUAGCGUUGGCGGCAGUCGGGAAGACGGCGGCAGCACCGGCGGCGGCGGCGGCAGCGGCGGUUUCUCGACCUCUGGGCCGUCGUCUCUUCUCGUGAGCUCUUCGUCGGGAGGAAGUUCCGGGGCCACUGCUGGUGCUGCUGCUGCUGCCGGCCGUAGCAGCAGCAUCGCGGACGAGACCGCCGGAUUGUCUAGCGCUGCCAACGACCUCGCCAGGGAGGUCGACGAGCUCCUGCGGGCGAGCGGUAGCGGGGCGCGUGGAGACAGCAGCGGUGCUAGCGGCAUGGCAACGGGCGACGCCUCCGGCCUUUGGAGAACCCGCGGCACCGGCCGCCCGUUGGGCACCGCUAUGGCGGAAGGCGAAGGGUUGGAAGAAAAGGCAGAAGCCAGCUCUUUGGGGUGGGGAGACCUGGAGGGGAUGGCAGAUAGGCUUGGGGCACUUGCUGCUGGCGGGAACAGCAGGGGGUCUACUGGUACAGGCGGGGGGGGGGCGGCGACCGGGGGCGGGUCGGGGUACAGCAGCGGUCGGGAGCUGGGUUCGAUUGCCAGCCGCGGAUAG
Molecule: messenger RNA, 5361 nt
Organism: Ectocarpus siliculosus
Lineage: Eukaryota; Phaeophyceae; Ectocarpales; Ectocarpaceae
Source: the annotation of a GenBank genome assembly